Colletotrichum lupini is the source of this 327-nucleotide messenger RNA. RefSeq lists its product as uncharacterized. The transcript has 2 exons. The record is from RefSeq and is a predicted model, not a curated record. NCBI's taxonomy places the organism in Eukaryota, Fungi, Ascomycota, Sordariomycetes, Glomerellales, Glomerellaceae. Bases 1 to 327 code for a protein of 108 amino acids.
AUGGCAGACUGGAGAAGUCACGCCAGAUGGAACCUGCGGAGGUACAACUGGUUUCUCAACCAGCCGCCGGUAACUGCAACGCACCCGCACCUGCUCCCGCCCCACCACCCGGGCCCGGGAGUAUCUCUCCCGACGGCUCAUGUGGCGGAGCAAAUCAGUAUAACUGUACGACUUCCCCCUUCGGAGACUGCUGCUCUUCGAGCGGCUACUGUGGUACCACUUUGGGCCACUGUGGAAGUGGUUGUCAAGACCUUUUUGGCACAUGUGGUGCGACGACCAAUAUCAGCUCUGAUGGCCAGUGCGGCUCCAAUGGCAAGACGUGUUUAG